Gigantopelta aegis is the source of this 900-nucleotide messenger RNA. Its product is annotated as 5-hydroxytryptamine receptor 4-like. Gene Ontology annotation, molecular function: G protein-coupled receptor activity. The coding region runs from base 1 to 900 and encodes 299 amino acids. The record is from RefSeq and is a predicted model, not a curated record. NCBI's taxonomy places the organism in Eukaryota, Metazoa, Mollusca, Gastropoda, Neomphalida, Peltospiridae. Gene Ontology annotation, biological process: adenylate cyclase-activating adrenergic receptor signaling pathway. The transcript has a single exon. Gene Ontology annotation, cellular component: membrane.
AUGGUGCAAGGAUACGUCACAUUUGGUUUGUUGUGCACAAUACCGGUUCUUACCUUAUUUGGAAAUGCGCUGGUAAUCGCAUGCUACACCAAGUUCCAAUUCCUGCGUACAAAGUGUCAUAUUUUCGUCAUAUCACUUGCCACUGCCGAUAUUUGUGUUAGUGUGUUUGUGAUGCCUUUAAGACUUUACGAAGUCAUUAAUAAUGGAGAAUGGUAUUUAGGACACGUCCUAUGCGACGUGGUUAACAUAGCUGACGUUGCCCUGAGUACAACAUCAAUUCUAAACCUGGCAGGCCUUGCAUUCGAACGAUAUCUUGUAAUCUGCCGCAAUUUCUUUCACCGGAAGUUGAGCAGAAGAAAAAUCAUCUUGCUGGUCAUGCUGUGUUGGUUUCUACCAGUACUGGUUUUUGUUCUGCCAAUGGCAUUCAAGUGGCACGUCAUCGGAAUAGAACAUUUAAUCAACUGUGCUUCAACGUCACCUUCUCGUUGCCCGUUGCUACUGAAUGUGCCAUAUGGUAUCAUAGCAACAUGUACUUCCUUCCACGUCCCUUUAAUCUUCAUGAUCGUCUGUUACUGGAGGAUACUACUGGCUGCACGAAGACACACGGAAGUCGUUCGGAACUUUUCGACGCAAAGAAACCAACUGCAGCUUCAGCGGGAAACUAAAGCUGCAAGGACUCUUGGGAUCGUAAUGGGGUGUUUCUGUAUCUGUUGGCUACCAUUUAGCGUUAUCAGCACGAUUGGAUCUCUCUCCAGCUACUCUGUUAAUGUUCCUUCUGUAGUGUCCAUUUCCAUGUGGCUAGGGUACGCCAAUUCGUGCAUGAAUCCUUUACUGUACUAUGUUUUCAGUCACGAUUUCAAGGUGGCCUACACAGCAAUAUUUCAUUGUAGGUGUCGCUAG